Dichomitus squalens LYAD-421 SS1 is the source of this 870-nucleotide messenger RNA. RefSeq names its product mitochondrial carrier. Lineage: Eukaryota; Fungi; Basidiomycota; Agaricomycetes; Polyporales; Polyporaceae. Bases 1 to 870 code for a protein of 289 amino acids. The record is from RefSeq and is a predicted model, not a curated record. The transcript has 13 exons.
AUGGCUGACACAACUCUGCAGAAGAAGCCCCUCCCGUUCGUCGCAAACUUCGCGGCCGGUGCCAUUGCGGGUAUCUCUGAAAUCCUUACAUUCUAUCCUCUCGAUGUCGUUAAGACGCGUAUGCAGUUGGAAACAGGCAAGAGCAAGCAGGGCGUAGUAGGAGCGUUCCGAACGAUCAUCAAGGAGGAAGGUUUCGGCCGACUCUACCGCGGACUCGUUCCCCCGCUGCUCAUGGAAGCACCCAAACGCGCUACGAAAUUCGCCGCGAACGACUUCUGGGGCAAGCAGAUCCUCACACUUGCUGGAGACAAGAAGAUGACGCAGCCGCUCGCGAUCGCGACGGGUUGCGCGGCGGGCGCGACGGAGAGCUUUGUCGUCGUGCCAUUCGAGCUGGUGAAGAUCAAGUUGCAGGAUAAGGCGAGCAAGUACGCUGGUCCGAUUGAUGUUGUGAAGCAGGUGGUGAAGAACGAUGGUCUGCUCGGUCUGUACGCGGGCAUGGAGGCUACCAUGUGGAGACAUUUCUGGUGGAAUGGAGGAUACUUCGGGUGCAUUUUCCAAGUGCGGGCGCUGCUGCCGAAGCCAAAGGAUAACAAAACACGCCUGCUGAACGAUCUCCUCGCCGGUACAGUCGGUGGUCUCGUGGUGAAGUCGCGCAUACAAGGCGCCAGCAAGGUACCCGGCGUCGUCCCCAAAUACAACUGGACAUACCCCGCUUUGGUCACAAUCUUCCGCGAAGAAGGGCCCGCGGCGCUAUACAAGGGUUUUGUGCCUAAGGUUCUCCGUCUGGCACCUGGAGGCGGUGUCCUCUUGCUCGUGGUAGAGUUCACGCUCAACAUCUUCCGUCAAGCUCUUGGCCCGCCAUACGUCUGA